Dreissena polymorpha is the source of this 1187-nucleotide messenger RNA. RefSeq lists its product as uncharacterized. The transcript is spliced from 7 exons. Bases 385 to 1038 code for a protein of 217 amino acids. NCBI's taxonomy places the organism in Eukaryota, Metazoa, Mollusca, Bivalvia, Myida, Dreissenidae. The record is from RefSeq and is a predicted model, not a curated record.
GUAUAACAUUAAUUGAUUUGACAAGAGUUUAGAUAUUCUUGUGGAGAAUAGUGUACGUAAUCUUUCCACCGAAGAUUUCGAAUGAAGUUAGAUCUAAAAAAGAGCAUUUAUUUUUAGUUUAACGCUAUUUUGGAAAGAAAGCACGGCCCAAAUAAAAAAUGCAAGCAUACUUUUGAGAGUGGUGGAGUUCUCUUUAGAAUUAAUAAGACUAAUAAAGACAAUUUAAUCCGGAAUUUUGUGCAUGGUUUGACGCUUGGAAGUGAGAUUCUUGUUUACCUAUUACAGAGGCGAAUAAACAAACUCUGGGAUUUAAAGAGGACUUACAUACUAGUAUAAUCCGACCAUUACGUCAAUAAUAGUUAACUAGUAUUACAAAAUAUAGAAAUGGAGGGAACAGCGAUGCCACCUCGAACUUUCACCCCAGCGUAUAUGCAUGAGGAGAUGGACCGGACUUACGAACCUAGACCGUGGACGACAUACGGAAAGAUGAACGAGUGGAUGAAUGCGCCCGGAGGUCGGGACAUGAGGACAGGGCUACCCGUCACACGGUCGGACGGUAACUGGAGGGCUGUCGAUAGGGGCGCCGUAAACAAACCACAAAAGGAAGAUUUCAACGUCCGUUUCCGAGAUUCCUACGCGGAUCUCACUAACCAGAUCGCCUACAGAUUCCCUAACCCCGGCCUCCCCAGAUUGCGUCAAGGGCGCGUCGGUGGAAGUUGGCGACACAUCAAAGAAGUUCUCGGUCAUGGGGGCAGUCGGGUUUGUUAUGUUGACGGGUUAGUUGCGGUGUACGAUGAGGAGCAGUUCAACCAGAGCCUUGCUGCGCAGUCGCCGUACCGCCCACAUCUGCGACGUCAGCUGUAUUCGGCCAAUCGCGGCUGGGACGAAGAGGCCGCCAGACAGGGGCGCGAGGGGAUACAUCUGCCAGCCGUGGAAGAGUUGCCGAUGAUGAGUUCAAACGAGCGUGACCGGAAACUGGCGAUCCAGAGCCCGAACAAGCACAAGGGAGUGUACUCGUACAGCCGAGCACCUGUUUAACAUCAGUCCGGUGCUAGACAGCCAUAGACUUCUCUCUUGUUCUUGUUUAUUGUUUAACAACAUAUCAUUUUAUUAUUUUACCUGUUAUAAAUCAGUAUUAAUCUACUUUUGAAAUGACAUUGUGUUUGGAAUAAAUCCUCUGAAAACUC